AUGACACCACCACUAUCUCGACAUACUCCACAUAAUUCAGAAAAUUAUGAUUCAGCCUAUUCUUUAUGUAUGACAGCAAUUUCAAAAUUAUCAAAACUUUCUUCAGAAUAUCCCUCAACAAAAGUGAUACAGAUUAAAAUAUGGUGCCUUUACAUAAGUCUGAUAGCUGCCUUGUUGGCAGAAAAUCCUCCAAUAAAUACUAAAAAACAUGAAAUCAAGAGACUUAUUGAACGAACACCUGAAAAAGUAUGUGAAGAAGUUUAUACCACAAUCGUUACUAAAGGAUAUAAUAACGAAGAUGGGGAAAUUCCUGGAGAAAUCAUUCUCGCCUGUAUGUUACUUUGUUUACAUCAAAAAUCAUUUAAACUUGCACGUCAAAUAUUUGAAGAUUGGCAUGAUUCACUUCCUGAAUUAAUAAAUAAUCAAUUAAAUCAUGCGGCAGAAUCAGCAGCCAAUUAUGAAAAAAUUGUACAAUUAUAUCUUUUAAACGUUUUACCAAAUCUUAAAGAAUGGGAAAAAGCAAAUUCGUUUCUUAACAAGAAUACUAUUAUUGAUAAAGAACGUAAACAGAAUAAAAAAUUAAGAGGAAUUCAUAAUAUUCCAAGACAAUUAAUUAAUAAUCGAUUCUUUAUGUCACCUACUGAAUCAAGAACAUCAAUCCUGGAUACAUUUUGUGUUUAUUUACAUCAGGCAUCAUCAAAUAUAUCAAUUCCAAAGAUUAUUCCAUUUUUCAUUUUCAUUAUUUUAUUAACUUCUGGAUGGAAUAAGAAUUUUAAAUCAAGUUUACGAGGAUUUAUGAUUAAUGGAUUUGCUAAAUUUUGGGAGACGAUAAAAGCUGGAACCACAUUGACCAAUGUUUAA
This is a messenger RNA of Diversispora eburnea, 861 nucleotides long. The record is from the annotation of a GenBank genome assembly. NCBI's taxonomy places the organism in Eukaryota, Fungi, Glomeromycota, Glomeromycetes, Diversisporales, Diversisporaceae.